UCGGGGUCUGGGGAACUCUUCAACAAGGGCGCAGGAGCACAGUCCAAUCAAUUCGACUAUCGCCCAACGUUUGCCCAGCUCCAGCUCCAAACAUCCUGACACUCCCACUCACAUCCCAUCUCAUACCAUCCUAUCCUACCUAUCCUGUUCAACCCUCGGUUCCACACUCAGAGCGACAAGGGCGCAUGAGGAAAAUGACGAGUGAAAGCAUGUUUCAAUGUAAGCAUUUCUCUCGAUCCCUCUUCUCUUUGCUUCAUUCAUCUUUCUUUGAUUUGUGUUGUGGAAGAAGAGUCAAGUCUGUCUUGUUGAACUUGUUCCAUAUAUAUACUACCUACCUAUACAUAUGCGCCUCUUCACAUGUGUAGUGUAUAGAGACACCCAUGUGAAAGUGCCAGUCUUUCUUACAGGCGUUGCAUCAUACCCCAAAAGCGGCAUUAAACUGACUUGUUUUCCUUUUUCUUAAAUCUCGCAGUCAUGAGAGGCAACGGGACAAAGUCUCUGACCAUCGUCAUCAAGCUUGGUGAGUUUACUUUACGGCUCAACACCAAGCUUGACUCAUCCCCCACUAACACUCGGCCUUCAUCACAGGAACAAGCUCCAUUGUCGAUGAGAAGACUCACGAACCACUUCUUCCGAUUCUGACUCUCAUUGUUGAUACGGCUGUAAAGCUUCGCAAAGAUGGUCACAGGGUGGUCAUUGUUUCGUCCGGCGCUAUCGGUGUUGGUCUCCGGCGUAUGGACGUGGAGAAGCGACCUAAGCAUCUCGCACAGCUACAGGCUCUUGCAGCGAUCGGCCAAUGCCGCCUCAUGAGUCUCUGGGAUAGUCUGUUCACCCACCUCAGGCAGCCAAUUGCUCAGAUUCUCCUUACACGAAACGAUAUUGCAGACGUGUGUCCAACUCUUUUGUCUUAAUCUUCAACAGUGAGCUAAAAAAAAAUAUGUUGCAGCGAACGAGAUACUUUAACGCCCAAAACACCUUCCAUGCCCUUUUGGAACAAGGCGUAAUUCCCAUUGUUAACGAAAACGACACUCUUGCCGUUUCCGAAAUCAAGUUUGGCGACAAUGAUACUCUCUCUGCUAUCACUGCCGCUAUGAUACACGCUGAUAUGCUGUUCUUGAUGACGGAUGUUGACUGUCUCUAUGACAAAAACCCCAGAACCAACCCAGAUGCUAAGCCUAUCGAGGUGGUCGAAGACAUCGCCGCACUACAGGCUGACGUCUCCAGUGCUGGUUCGUCCCUUGGAACAGGAGGCAUGAGCACCAAGAUUAUUGCUGCCAGGCUGGGCACUUCCGCUGGAGUCACGACUGUCAUUACGAGGUCUUCUAACCCAGGAAACGUGCUCAACAUUGUGCAGUAUCUGCAGUCAAUACAAAGAGGGAACACUCCUCCCAGUCCAGACGAGCGUGCUGAAGGCUUGUCACGAUCAGCAUCAGCUCUGACGCUCUCCAACUUAAAUGGCGCCCCUUGGCCCCCCCUACACACUCGCUUCAUCCCCGCCAACGAUCCCAUCAGGGACCGUCACUUUUGGCUGCUUCACACUCCUCAUCCUCACGGCACCCUCUACAUCGACUCAGGCGCUUAUAAGGCCCUUGUUGGCAAGGCGGGUCUGCUUCCGGUUGGCGUCAUUGAUGUCGAGGGUAACUUUGCCCAACAGGAGGUGGUGCGUCUCGUAGCAGUCAAGCGACGAUCAACCCCUGGGCCUGAUGGCAAAAUGUGGGAGGGCACCCCUGAAGAAGUCGGUCGAGCUCUGGUCAACUAUGCCGCCGCUGAGAUCGCGCGGAUCAAGGGCAAGCAGAGCGUCGAGAUUGAGAAGAUUCUUGGCUAUGCUGAUAGUGAGUAUGUCGCUCACCGACAGCAUGUCGGUUUCUUCAAGAGAGACAGCAGGCCAGUGAGUCCAGCUCGAGAGAUAAAUGGUGCAGUAAUGGAAUAGGAAGACAAAGAAAGGGCUUCGAGAAUGGGCAAAAUGGGCAAAGUGGGCAAAAUGGGGCAAGCGAAUACAUUUCAACAUAUACAGCGCUUUGAUGACGACGAUGAUAUCUACCAAUCUACAAAAUAACCCAAGCAUGAUUGACUUGGCCAUAAGUUUCUUUUCCCCUCACUCUCAACGCCAAAGAAUGAAUGAUUAAAAUAGCCCCAACGCCAGACGAAGCAAACCAUACUGCCCUCUAACCCGUCGCAAACAAGUUGUCUUCGUCACGGAGGUACUCUCCACAGUCGGCCUGUCUGAAACAAGUGACACCGGUAGGAUCCAAUCUUCGGGCCUCAGCAGUGCUGCGGGCAGUGACACCAAAUCCGAGCGGUGUGUCGUUCAUGCUGUAGACAACAACUCCCUGGUGUUCGGGGCAGUCCUCUGACCAGCGACCGACAUGCGCCUUGACGAUGUUGCUGCCGUAUAGGAAGGGCAUAGUUCCGUUUUCCUUGACCCAAAUCUUGUAGCGGGCGUGCUCGGCGAUGAUGGGAAGGGCUGUGAUGUGCAGGCGAAACUUGCCAGACUUGGUGAACUUGCCUGUGAAAUUUGAAGGUUAGCCAGAGAAUAUUGUGACAGUUAUCGAGGCAACGACAUACCGAGACAAGUUCCUAGAGAGAGAAGCUUAUCACGCGCAAUAGAGGUCGCCAGGUUGGCGAUUGAGAGACGAACGUAAAAGACACGAUCGCGAACUAGGCGGAAGACAUAGCGAUCAGGGUUGGGGGAGUCGUCGAGGGGUGCGAUCAGGUUCUUGAGGGAGCCACCAGUGUAGUUUGCCAGUUUCUCAAAAAGAGUCUGGGUCUCCUUUUCUGUGAGAGGGCGCAUUGUAUCGUUAGGAUAUGGUGAUUGAUGGUGUUGUUGAUGUUGUUCAAUGGCGGGAUGGCUUGGCUUCGCAAAACAAAAAAAGUUGAUG
Molecule: messenger RNA, 2879 nt
Organism: Fusarium odoratissimum NRRL 54006
Lineage: Eukaryota; Fungi; Ascomycota; Sordariomycetes; Hypocreales; Nectriaceae
Product: glutamate 5-kinase
Exons: 3
Coding region: 938-1930 (330 amino acids)
Cellular component (GO): cytosol; cytoplasm
Molecular function (GO): glutamate 5-kinase activity; ATP binding; RNA binding
Source: RefSeq, a predicted model, not a curated record